This is a messenger RNA of Anolis sagrei ordinatus, 1566 nucleotides long. Lineage: Eukaryota; Metazoa; Chordata; Lepidosauria; Squamata; Anolidae. The record is from RefSeq and is a predicted model, not a curated record.
UGAUGCCUCAGCUCAUCCAGAAAUGCUUUCAUCCCAACAGUACUCAGGGCAGAUCUUUCAACCAGCACAUGGUUCUGAGUUUCCAUCUAAUAUCACUUAUUCUGAUAACUUUGAUGAAGAACCUCCUUUGUUAGAAGAGUUAGGGAUCAACUUUGAUCACAUUUGGCAAAAAACAUUAACCGUGCUAAAUCCAAUGAAGCCGGCAGAUGGCAGCAUUAUGAAUGAGACGGAUUUAACAGGACCCAUGAUUUUCUGUUUGGCACUAGGAGGAACACUGCUACUGGCAGGAAAAGUUCACUUUGGCUACGUUUAUGGCAUGAGUGCUAUUGGGUGCAUAGGGAUCCAUGCUUUGCUGAACCUGAUGAGCCUAGCAAGUGUUUCCUAUGGGUGUGUGGCAAGUGUACUAGGUUACUGCCUGCUGCCCAUGGUGAUACUAUCUUCCUACGCAAUAUUUUUCUCUCUACAGGGGACUCUAGGAACUUUGCUAGCCCUGAUCAUUAUCGGAUGGUGUAGUCUCUCAGCCUCCAAAAUAUUCAUUUCUGCGUUGGCUAUGGAAGGUCAGCAGUUUCUGGUGGCCUACCCUUGUGCUUUACUCUAUGGACUUUUUGCUCUUAUGACGGUUUUCUGAGCAUCAGCUAUCAAUCUAACCAUAUAUAGCAAACUGCAAAGUCAGAGCUACUACCAGAUGAUCUUUCAAGAAAUGUUCCCAGAGUUUUCAAUUACUUAGCUUGGAAUACAUAUUUGUUUGGUUUGGAACUAUAAAUGUAUGGUAAUUUUAUUUGUAAUUUUAUAAAAUGUAUUUUAAUUUUAAAUGAAAUAUAAUUUUUCUUCAGACAUUUGUAACCAACUCAGAAGGUUCAGUGGUAUUCUGCACAUGGGCAACCACGCUCUCUACGUGGGGUUGCCUCUGAAGACUGCCCGGAAGCUUCAAUUAGUCCAACGUGCAGCAGCCAGAUUACUAACAAGAGCGGGGUACAGGGAGCAUACUACUCCUCUGUUACGCCAACUCCACUGGCUGCCAAUUAGCUUCUGAGCACAAUUCAAAGUGCUGGUGUUAACCUUUAAAGCCCUAAACGACUCUGGCCCAGCUUACCUGUCUGAACGUAUUCUCCCCUAUGAACCAUCAAGAUUGCUAAGAUUGUCUGGAGGGGCCCUGCUCUCAGUCCCACUGGCCUCACAAGUGCGUGUGGUGGGGACGAGGGACAGGGCCUUCUCGGUAGUGGCCCCUCGACUCUGGUACUCCCUUCCACUGGAGAUCAGAACUGCCUCUUCUAUCUUGAUGUUCAGAAAACAGGUGAAAACUUGGCUCUGGAAAUUGGCAUUCGAAGAAUGAGUCAAGGUCCUGUGAUAUGGAUGGAUAUUGACGAACAAUGAUUUUAUGAUGAUGACUGACCAUUGUAAUUGUAAUUAUAUGACUGUAUAUUUGUUUUUAAUGUUUUAGUGUAAUUUGGAAUAUGAUGUUUUUAAUGAUUGUUUGUGAUAUUGAUGUUGGAAACCGGCCUGGGUCCCUCGAAAUGAGGUGAGAAGACUGGUAUACAAAACUGCUAAAUAAAUAAAUAAAUAAAU